Molecule: messenger RNA, 383 nt
Organism: Staurois parvus
Lineage: Eukaryota; Metazoa; Chordata; Amphibia; Anura; Ranidae
Source: the annotation of a GenBank genome assembly
UCAUCAGGGCACUGAUCAUCAGUGCCCUGAUGAUUGCCGAUCCCCGCUCUGACAACUGCCGGUUCUCGGCAGUGUUUCCUCACGAUCUGACAGCAGGGGAUAUGUACACUGAUCAUCAGGGCACUGAUGAUCAGUGUGCCCUGAUGAUCAGUGUGGCCCCAGAAGUGCCACCUGUCAGUGCUCAUCAGUGCCAGCAGUCAGUGCUGAACAGUGUCAUGUGCCUGUGCCCAUCAGUGCCACCUCAAUGCAAAAUAUCAGUGCCUACCAGUGCACAUCAAUGCCACAUAUCAGUGCCCAUCAGAGCUGCCCUUCAGUGUCACCCAUCAGUACCAGUCAGUGCCACCUAUCAGUGCCAGUCAGUGCCCCCUAUCAGUGUGCAUCAG